AUGUAUCUGGUCCAACUAGCCAUUGAAUAUGGCGCCCCCCUUUGUACGUCCCGAGACGAAGAAUUUCUCCCGCUCAAGAACGUUGCCCCCCUCAUCUCCUCCCCUCUCACGUCCUACCUGGAUCAGAUCCUGAGCAUUCAGCGGAAUAGGAGCUCGGCCGGGUUUUCCUUGGACAUUCCUCUGAUUAUGCUCGUCGCGUCGAUUCUCAAGGUCUUUUACUGGUUCGGAGAAUAUUACUCUAAGGCGCUGCUGGCCCAGGCCGUGGUGAUGAUCUUGGUGCAGAUGGCCCUGCUAAAGGUCGCAUUGGACAACCGACCUGCGAUUGGCGCGAAGAAUUCCAUCGAACAUGCGCCCUUUAGUGGUGCUGAUGAUGGAUUCAAGCGGCCGUACGAUUUCUGGCAAUGGAAGAACACUAGACCGUACUGGCUGUUCCUCGCCUACUUCAUUGCUAUCCUGGCUGUCGUCCAUCUCACCCCUAUUUCAGACUCAGCAACCUACAUUAGCAUCCUCGGCUGCAUCGGUCUCGCCGUCGAGGCCAUUCUCCCCGUCCCCCAAAUCCUGGCCAACCACCGUUCUGGCUCGUGCAAGGGGUUCCGAUUAUCUGUUCUUGCUGCAUGGAUCAUUGGUGACACCAUGAAGAUGAGCUACUUCUUCUGCAGCGAGGAGGUCAUUCCCUGGGCAUUCAAGCUGUGUGGCAUGUUCCAGUGCGUUUGUGACCUCUACCUGGGUGUUCAGUACUGGAUGUUCACUCGCGGCACCGGCCGAGUUGCUGGCAGCUCUCAGGACCAGGAUGGCCGGUGGGGACAAGGCGAGAAAGAUAUCCGAAUGAACUAA
Penicillium macrosclerotiorum is the source of this 834-nucleotide messenger RNA. RefSeq names its product PQ-loop repeat-containing protein. Bases 1 to 834 code for a protein of 277 amino acids. The transcript is spliced from 4 exons. Lineage: Eukaryota; Fungi; Ascomycota; Eurotiomycetes; Eurotiales; Aspergillaceae. The record is from RefSeq and is a predicted model, not a curated record. Gene Ontology annotation, cellular component: endosome; trans-Golgi network. Gene Ontology annotation, biological process: retrograde transport, endosome to Golgi; phospholipid translocation.